UCGUCCCUGUCCAAGCCCAAAAAUUUUUUUUUUCUCCUCGUUCUCGCCACCCGAUACAAGAGUCAGUGGAAGUGCUGGUGAAUGGCAAACGGAUAGCAAUCCAAAUCCAAGGCCAAGUGCGUGACCGGAGAAUCAUUCUGUCGCGACCGCUUCCGGGGUCGAUUCCCAUUGUGGACCAGAACAGCGUGACUACCGUGCAUCCCGUUACAUAACGCUGUGUUCCGACCGAUGUUUGUUUUGGGUCGGUAAUCUGAGAAAAACCGUAUGUGACUUGCAAGUGCAAGCCCAAUCACGGAUUUGAAAAAAAUCAAUGUUUUAGAAGAAUUUAAGGGAUAAAACAGAUAAGCACGAGUGUAGACAGAUAAUAAACAGGGAGAUGGCUAGCACUGGAAGCACGGGAUCCACUUUUCCCAAGUGGCAGCUGGCUGUUUUGAUUGGUGCCCCGGUGGCAUUGGGAAUCGGAUAUCUGUACUGGAAAAAGUCAACCGAAGCGGAAGAAGGAUCCGGUGAUAAACUGACCAAGAAGAAGCUGGGCGAGAUUAAGGAUAAAACCAUUUCGCUGGACGGAGACGAGCGGUCACGGUCCCUGCAGGAUGCCCCGGCCAAGAAGAAGGCUCCCACGCCGUUGGAGGAAGCGCAGAAACAUAAGAAUGAAGGAAAUACGUAUUUUAGGUGAGUUGCAGUCUGUUCAAUGUUCUCGUUUUAGAAUCUUGUUUAUUGUACAGUCAUACUACAGUUGUGUAUCAUCUAAGAGAUAAGGGAGCGGGCCAUUUGACAUGAUUUAAAGUUAUUAUAACUAACAUGUUACCGUCAUGCCAAUAUAUUACAAUUACAAUUUGGCAUAAUGGACAUGUGGCAUAUCUCUGGAUCUAAACUUCAUGUAUUAGAGAAAGUUGGUCAGAAUUAGCAAAGCUUCGCCGAGAAACCCUGCAAAGUUAUAUAUUUGAACACUAUGUGGCAAUAGUGUACGUAUUUACUUCUGGUAUAAUGCAAAUGACGAAUAUUUCAGAAUCCUAACGAAAUAGAUUGUUUUUCUCUUCAAGAAA
Molecule: messenger RNA, 1046 nt
Organism: Aedes aegypti (yellow fever mosquito)
Lineage: Eukaryota; Metazoa; Arthropoda; Insecta; Diptera; Culicidae
Product: mitochondrial import receptor subunit TOM70-like
Exons: 2
Coding region: 377-676 (99 amino acids)
Source: RefSeq, a predicted model, not a curated record